UGCCCCGUGGCGUUUAGUUCCCACAUUUGUUUUGUUGGGAAUAACUUCUACGAUUAAUAUAAAUGCGUUGCUAAAAUAAAAGUAAGCGUAAAAAAGCUCCCAAGAUGCAGCAUUCCUUUUGCGUGGGAUCCAAGUCGAGAUGAACAAGAAGGAGUGUCACCUGAAUAUUUGCACAUUUCUGAGGAAUUUGAACAGCCUGAAUACUGAGAUGUACUCAGAAUGCAGCACGGCUGCAGGAGAUGUGUGACUUUACUGCAUUCUGCUCUUUUAUAUGGAAGUUGUACAACAGAGAAUGAAGACCAUAUAAAUAUAUUAUGGAUUAAUUUACUCUGUCCCUACAGCCAAGUUAUGCCAGAGAAGAAAUGAAGAGGCGUGGUUGAUCAACCGUAUCCUGUCUCUCAGCUAUGCCCAGGCGAGGACUGCUACUGCAGGGCCGGGUGCGCUGGCUUCUCCUGGGUGUGUUCUUGUUGUGCGUGUUGCUGUUCUUUGCCUACCUGCUGGAGUGCACUCCCCCUGCAGAGGUAAGCCAUGUGUUGCCUGCCCUUGGGGGGGAGGCUUAUAGCAAGGAAUAUUAUCAGGCCCUGCUGCAGGAACAAGAGGAGCGACACCUCAGUCGAGCAGCCAACCUCAAGAGGCAGAUCGCGCAACUCAAGCAGGAGCUACAGGAGAUGAAUGACAAACUGAAGACCCUGCAGGAAAGGAAAGAGGGCCCUGGGCCACAGGGCCUGGUGGAUGGCAAAGAUCAGGAGCCUGGCGACCUUCUGGAUUUCUUGCACUCCCAAAUAGACAAGGCAGAAGUGAGUAAUGGGGCAAGGCUACCCAGUGAGUAUGCUUUAGUGCCCUUUGAAAGCUUCACCUCAACAAAGGUGUACCAGCUGGAGAUGGGCCUAACACGGCAUCCUGAGGAAAAGCCAGUACGCAAGGACCGGCGAGAUGAGCUGGUGGAGGUAAUAGAAGCAGGCCUGGAUGUCCUAAACAACCCUGAUGAAGAGGAUGGCCAGGAGGGGGACAUCCCCAUGCAGAGGCAGAGCUUCACAGAAAGCCAUUUUGUUGAGGGCCUUUACAGGACCGAACGGGACAAAGGAACUAUGUAUGAGCUGUAUUUUUCCAAGGAGAAUUACCAUGAGUUUCACCAUGUCACCCUGUUCCGUCCUUUUGGUCCCCUGAUGAAAGUCAGGAGCACAUCUGUGGACACAGCCAACACAAUCAUCAACAUUAUAGUGCCUCUGUCAGGCCGAACUGAAGCAUUUGUUCAAUUCCUACACAACUUCAGGGAGGUGUGUAUACAUCAGGACAAGCGAGUGCAUCUCACAGUGGUCUACUUUGGGGAAGACAGCUUGCAGGAAGUGAAGUCAUCCUUACAAAAAAUGUCUAGUGAGGAGAACUUCACCAACUACACUCUUGUUCCCGUGGAUGAAGAGUUUUCCCGUGGCAGAGGGCUGGACAUCGGUGCUCAUGCAUGGAAAAAAGGCAGUGAUGUGUUGAUGUUCUUCUGUGAUGUUGAUAUUUAUUUCACUCUCGAAUUCCUCAGUACGUGUCGUCUCAAUACAACCCCAGGCAAACGAGUCUUCUACCCAGUAGUGUUUAGUUUGUACAAUCCUGCCAUAGUAUAUGGAAAUCUUGAGCUGGUUCCACCUAUUGAACAUCAGCUGAUUCACAAAAAAGAUGCUGGAUUCUGGAGGGACUUUGGAUUUGGCAUGACUUGUCAGUAUCGCUCUGACUUCCUCAACAUUGGUGGAUUUGACCUAGAAGUAAAAGGUUGGGGAGUGGAAGAUGUCCACUUGUAUAGGAAAUAUCUACGGAGUGAGUUGAUAGUAAUGCGCACUCCUGUCUCGGGUCUUUUUCACCUGUGGCAUGAGAAGCUGUGUGUGGACGAACUGACUCCAGAACAGUACCGCAUGUGCAUCCAGUCCAAGGCCAUGAAUGAGGCCUCUCACUCCCAUUUGGGAAUGUUGGUGUUCCGCGAGGAGAUUGAAAACCAUCUCCGCAAGCAGGCCUACAAGACCCAGAGCAAGACAGAGGACUGAUACGGUCAUUGAACCUGCUGAGAUCAAGCACACUGUUGAUGCAUUCCUGUUGUGCAGAAGUUAGCCAGUUGAGAUUCAUCUAGAUCUUGUUAGAUCAACACUCUUUAUGAAGUAAUGCAAUCUAUGAUAAUUCAUGGAUUUAAAGUAAAAAAAAAAAAUCCACUAAAAGAUUAAAUGUGGGUGGGUAAUACUAAGUUAAGUGCUCUGUGUGAGCUUUUGAAAGCAGUGGCCUAAAACCUGUGAUUUCUAUUCUGAAAUCUCCAACAGGUUUACUCUUUUAUGUUAAUGUGAAUGUCAAUAUAUGUAAAAUGACCAUUUCAGUUGGUACUUUUAUGCAAACAAACUAUACAUGGCCUGAACUUGGCAUCUUGCCAGGACUUAAACCAAUUCCAUGAACAUUUGUAAAUGUAGUGUUUAUUAUUGAGCCUUAUUGUUACAUUUUUCUAUGAUUUGUAGUUUAAACACUUGCGCUGUAAUAAAAGGUGUAGUUUGUAAAUGUUGAAGCAGCUGAAAGACAAUCAGUUCUGUGUGGUUAUGAACAAAAUGAGUGAUAUGGUAUUUCUUUAACACCCCUAAAAACCCUUCAUGUCCUAUAUUGUUUGAGAGCAUGACUACUAUUCAACAAGUUUCAAAUUCAGCUUUUGCAUUAGGCUUAGUUCUACCAACUGUAAUCAAAUACUGAUUUCUGCAACUAAAUUCAUCAAAAUUGUUUUGUAAGAAUUUAAAGUGGUAAUUGUUGCAGUAAUAUUCAUGUUUCUACAAAGGAUAUGAACAUUUCAUAAAUUAUAAAAGCUUUAACCAAAAUGUGGUUUGACAGAUCAGCAUGAUUGACAAAUGUAUGAUAAAUUUCUCACUUAAAUAAAGUGACUGGCAGCUUUUCAUUCAUA
This is a messenger RNA of Electrophorus electricus (electric eel), 2914 nucleotides long. RefSeq names its product chondroitin sulfate N-acetylgalactosaminyltransferase 2 (gene csgalnact2). Gene Ontology annotation, cellular component: Golgi cisterna membrane. Gene Ontology annotation, molecular function: glucuronosyl-N-acetylgalactosaminyl-proteoglycan 4-beta-N-acetylgalactosaminyltransferase activity. NCBI's taxonomy places the organism in Eukaryota, Metazoa, Chordata, Actinopteri, Gymnotiformes, Gymnotidae. The record is from RefSeq and is a predicted model, not a curated record.